AUGGCUUCCACCGAUCGCAGACAACCUCCAUGGGCUCCCCCUACCCAAGCAGAAUCUCAGACGAAACUGCCCAACUUGAAAAUAUACAACACCUUGACUCGAAAGAAGGAUGUUUUCAUUCCAGUCGAUCCAACAGGGAAGAGCGUGACGUGGUAUGCGUGUGGACCCACAGUGUAUGAAGAUGCCCAUCUAGGACAUGCAAAAAACUACGUCUCAACCGACAUUAUCCGCCGCAUAAUGAAGGACUAUUUCGGCUUCCAAGUCAAGUUCGUCAUGAAUACGACUGAUAUCGACGAUAAGAUCAUUGUGUCCGCCCGUCAGCAGUACCUCUUUGCGCGGUUCAAGGAAGAGCAUGCAUCUCGAGACAACGCUGCUAUAAGCCCUGCAGUUCUGGAGGCUACUGAGGCCGCGUACCGGACAUAUAUUGGAAAAAAUCUCCCAUAUCUGCCCCCUGAUACGAGCCCGGAGAGAUUCUCCGAGGCAGUGUCGAAGGCAUAUGAGGACAAGCUAGACUCUGCUCGGGGUCAAGCGCUCACUGUCGACGACUUACUAUUGAGAGCAUACAUCGACACAGCACGGUCUGCCGUCGAGGCUCUGGGGGCUCCGGAAAACGUAUCUGAAUUCUUCAUGAAGACGAAAGAUGUCUUGCUACCGUAUCUUGAUGCGCUACAUGGGCCAUCGCUGCCAUCAGAUAAUUACCAGAUCUACAUGAACCUGUCGCGGAAAUUCGAACGCCGCUUUUUCGAAGACAUGACUGCGCUUAAUGUCCAAUAUCCGGAUGUCAUCACCCGUGUAACGGAAUAUGUCCCUGAGAUUAUUGACUUCGUUCAACAAAUCAUCGCUAAUGGUUUCGGCUACGCCACCCUCGACGGUUCCGUCUAUUUCGAUAUCGACUCAUUUGAGAAGGCUGGACAUCACUAUUCUAAGCUAGAGCCUUGGAGUAAGAACGAUUGCUCUCUCCAAGCGGACGGUGAGGGCUCGCUGUUCAAAGGAAAGUCGAUGAAACGGAACGAGAAUCAUUUCGCAUUGUGGAAAGCUAGCAAGCCAGGUGAACCGGCAUGGCCAAGUCCAUGGGGAAAUGGGCGGCCAGGAUGGCAUAUUGAGUGCUCUGCGAUGGCCUCCGAAGUCAUUGGGAAGACUAUUGAUAUUCAUUCUGGAGGCGUAGAUCUCUGCUUUCCCCAUCAUGACAACGAACUGGCUCAAUCGGAAGCUUACUGGUCGACCCCAGGCAGUCCGGCGCAGUGGGUGAAUUAUUUCAUACAUAUGGGACAAUUGAGGAUUCGAGGCUUGAAGAUGAGCAAGAGCCUUAAGAACUUUACGACGAUCAGAUCUGUUCUCUCGGAGAAACAGUGGAGUGCCCGCUCUCUUCGAAUAUGCUUUCUUUUGAUGCCUUGGCAGGAUGGGAUUGAGGUGACAGACGAGCUCACGAAGGCAGUAAUUGGCUGGGAGGGCAAGCUCAACAACUUUUUCUUGAACAGCUUGCACGUGUUGAGGCAUUCCAUGGCGGAUGCCAUAAGAGAACAAGGCCUUGAAACUACAGACCAGGAGUUGAUAGACGCCCUGGACAAGGCGAAAUCCAACGUUGACGCAGCUCUUUGCGACUCUUUCAACACCCCGGCAGUUAUGAAAAUACUCUCUGAUCUCAUCACCCAGACAAACUCAGCGGAGCAACUCUCAAACAAAACAGUCAUUCUGCUAGCGCGAUGGAUAACGCGGAUUGUUACCAUAUUUGGUCUCGAUCCUGAGGGGGAUCUGAGCAAUUCGGAACGCAUAGGGUGGUCAGGAUUAGAUAUUCCGGCACCAGCAAAACCCUACAUUUACCCUGCAUCUCGGCUGCGUGACGAGGUCCGGCUUUUGAUUACUUCCGGCUCGGUGGAUCAUUCUGCCAUAGCGAAGCUCGUUGAAGAUAUCUCGAUCGAGACGCCAGAGCCAGCGGUGGAGUCCUCUGAACCAUAUAAGGAGGUGCUACAGCAUUUCCACACCGACGUAAUGAAACUUGCGACUCAGCAAGCAUCAGCAAAGGAAUUCCUCGCCCUCUGCGACCAACUUCGCGAUGUUCAUCUUUGGAAUCUCGGCAUCUAUCUCGAGGACCGCACUAAUCUUCAAUCAGCUUUGGUACGGCCCCUGGACAAAAUGCUUGAGGAGGCACGCGCGGAAAGCGACACAGCUCUCGCCGCCAAAGCCAAGGCGAAGCUAGACCGACAGGCCAGGGAAGCAGAGAAGGAAAAGGAGCUGCGUGAACGGGCUAAACUUGACCCCUUGCAAAUGUUCCAAAACUCGGAAGAGUAUCUGGAAUGGGAUGAACGUGGUAUUCCGACACUGGAUGCAGAGCGGAAUGCGAUCCCUAAGAAUAAGCGCAAGAAGCUGGUCAAAGAAUGGGAGAAGCAGAAGAAGCUGCAUGAAGAGUGGCAGGCAACGCAGAAGGCGGCAUAG
Messenger RNA from Pseudovirgaria hyperparasitica, 2433 nucleotides. RefSeq lists its product as uncharacterized. The record is from RefSeq and is a predicted model, not a curated record. The transcript has 2 exons. NCBI's taxonomy places the organism in Eukaryota, Fungi, Ascomycota, Dothideomycetes, Acrospermales, Acrospermaceae. Bases 1 to 2433 code for a protein of 810 amino acids. Gene Ontology annotation, molecular function: cysteine-tRNA ligase activity; ATP binding. Gene Ontology annotation, cellular component: cytoplasm. Gene Ontology annotation, biological process: cysteinyl-tRNA aminoacylation.